AUGGAUCUCAACACCAAACUCAUUCUCGAUGAGCUCAAGUCGGUGCAAACCAACCUCACAAAUCGCAUCGAUGCGGUCGAGCACUCCAUUGGUGCCCGCGUCGGUUCCUUGGAGGACGCCGCGAAGGUGCUCGACGCCUGGAAGCCAAUGAUGGACGCCUCCGUGGCGGAACUGCGCGCGGAGAUUGGAGCCUUCAGGAAGACGGAGGAGAGGGUGGAGCUGCUGCGGGAGGAGAUGACUGCGCUGCGCAAGUCGGUGAGCCGCUCCAUCCUCGGCGCCACGCAGGCCGCGUCGACCGGCGUGCUGCAGCGUCCCAAGGAGUCUCCGGCGUGGAUUCCCGCUGGCUGGACUCACUUCCUCCCAUUAGGGCCCCACGAGGAAUCAAGUCACCGGGGAUUUGAGUCUUAUGCUCAAUCCCCGGUCAAGGGUACGUUCAUACCGCCUGAUCCCGAUUCCAAACCCAAGCUGUAUCGAUCCUAUUCGAGUUCAGCUCUCGUUGCUGGCACUCAGGGCGGUUCGGGAGGGGUACAUGGGUCUCUGGAUCAUCGUGGUCAUGAGGAUGGGGAUGGGGGCAAUUUUCAUCUACCUAAAAUCAAUUUUCCUCCAUUUGAUGGUUCCAACCCAAAGUUGUGGCUCAGGCGUUGCUUAGAUUAUUUUGAGAUGUACCUUGUUCCAUGCCGUCGCUGGGUCAAGGUGGCCAUCAUGCACCUGUCUGGCGCCGCAGCGUGUUGGUUGCAAUCGAUGGAGGAGCAGGUUCGUUCGGGGGGAUGGGAGCAGUUUUAG
Miscanthus lutarioriparius is the source of this 783-nucleotide messenger RNA. Lineage: Eukaryota; Viridiplantae; Streptophyta; Magnoliopsida; Poales; Poaceae. The record is from the annotation of a GenBank genome assembly.